GGGGGUGCAGUGGGUCAAAUAGGAGAUGAGCUUUUGUUUUUAAUGAAAAGAAUCAUGUGUUGUUAUAUUUCAGGUCUUUGAAACCUCAUUCUGUAGCAGAGGUGCAUCGUAAUGACAAACUCAACAAUCUGCAACAACAGUCUGAGUUACAAUGUUCGACUCAUUCAAGUCAUUAUUUAUGCCACAAUUUUCCCUUUUGGAGCCGCAUUUAAUGUCCUUGCCUUGUGGGUGUUCUGCUGCAAACUGAAAAAAUGGACAGAAACCAGGGUGUACAUGAUCAACUUGGUCAUUGCAGACUGUUCUGUAGUCUGCAGCUUGCCUUUCAAAGUUUAUUUCUUAUGGAACGACUGGCAUCGUGACACGCUGUGCUUAACUAUACAGUCUAUAUAUUUAAUAAAUAUGUCCAUGAGCAUCUACAUUAUCACCGUCAUCUCAGUCGAUCGAUAUAUUGCCAUAAAGUAUCCUCUGAAGGCAAAGAGUUUAAGGUCACCAUGGAAGGCAGCCCUUAUCUGUGGGCUUCUUUGGGUAUCAACGAUAACUGGUCUGAACAUAAAACAAAGGAGAGAGGAAACUUUGUGCUUUCAAAAGGUUUCCACAAAACCAUCAACCAGUGUUCCAUUUUUCUUGAUCUUCGUUUUUUUAAUUCCACUAAUAAUACUGAGCUUUUGUUCCAUGCACAUCAUCAGGAGUCUUAAAAAAAGGAUGAUCACAAAUCCACACGAAAAUAAGCUAAUAGAGAAAGCUAUCUAUAUUGUUUCUGCAAAUAUGAUUGUAUUUAUACUAUGCUUUUCACCUGUCCAAAUUGGGAUGCUUGCUAGGUUUGUGAUGGAAAAAAAUGGAGUUAACUGCCUUGCAAUCCAGAAAAUUAGAACCUUUAUUAAUAUGACUGCAUGUAUAGCAAAUUCUAACUGCUGCAUGGAUGCCAUUUGCUACUAUUUUGUGGCCAAGGAAUUUCAAGAAGCUUCUUCCUUUUGUAAACCCAAAUCUCAUCACUCUAAGACAAAUGAAACCCACACCUCUCAGUUGAGGAUAUUCUAA
Messenger RNA from Terrapene triunguis (Three-toed box turtle), 1038 nucleotides. RefSeq names its product G-protein coupled receptor 35-like. Gene Ontology annotation, molecular function: chemokine receptor activity. The record is from RefSeq and is a predicted model, not a curated record. The coding region runs from base 112 to 1038 and encodes 308 amino acids. The transcript has a single exon. Gene Ontology annotation, cellular component: membrane. Gene Ontology annotation, biological process: chemokine-mediated signaling pathway; positive regulation of Rho protein signal transduction; phospholipase C-activating G protein-coupled receptor signaling pathway. Lineage: Eukaryota; Metazoa; Chordata; Testudines; Emydidae.